Messenger RNA from Leptopilina heterotoma, 3208 nucleotides. It is a transcript of the gene Mfe2, whose product is annotated as peroxisomal multifunctional enzyme type 2. The transcript is spliced from 16 exons. The record is from RefSeq and is a predicted model, not a curated record. Lineage: Eukaryota; Metazoa; Arthropoda; Insecta; Hymenoptera; Figitidae. Gene Ontology annotation, molecular function: oxidoreductase activity. The coding region runs from base 376 to 2529 and encodes 717 amino acids.
AACUGUCAUGGCCGACGUGUCAAAUUAACCUGUCAGUUUUAAAAGGAAGAAUAUAAAUAAACAAUCUUAUUUUUAAUGUGUUUUCAGUAAAGAUUACAAAAAUUUUAAUCAGUUCUAUAUUUGUAAUCAGUUCACAAGGAUCAACCGUCUUUAAUUAACAUUGUUGUUGUGUAAUUGGAAAAAGGAAAGUGUAUUUGUGUCAAUGUUAAUAAGUGAAUAACACUUAUCUUUUGUUUUUUUAUUUUUUAUGUUGACCUUUGCGCCGAUAAAGUAAUUUAACAUUUUGCAGUGUCAUUUAUAAAUUCCUUCAGCAGUUGAUUAUUGGGACUUGUUUCUGGAGACAUUACUUCUCAGGUUCUUGAAGAAAUUUUAAUAAUGUCGAACAAAGUGAGAUUUGAUGAUCGUGUGGCGAUUGUAACCGGUGCUGGAGCAGGACUCGGGCGAGCUUAUGCAUUAUUACUUGCAUCAAGAGGUGCCAGCGUGGUUGUUAACGAUUUGGGUGGAGGUCGACAUGGCGAUGGAAGCAGUAAAAAAGCGGCCGAUGUUGUUGUUGACGAAAUACGAAGAAACGGAGGAAAAGCUGUUGCCAACUACGAUUCUGUCGUCGACGGUGAAAAAGUCGUGAAAUCUGCAAUUGACGCAUUUGGACGCGUUGAUAUUAUCAUUAAUAAUGCUGGUAUCUUACGAGAUAAAUCGUUUAUGCGAAUGUCGGAUACAGACUGGGAUCUUGUGCAUAGUGUGCAUUUGAAAGCAGCUGCAAAAUUAACGCAAGCCGCUUGGCCCUAUUUUCGAAAGCAAAGUUUUGGCCGAGUGGUAAUGACAUCGAGUCACAGUGGAAUUUAUGGAAAUUUCGGACAAGCGAAUUAUAGUUCUGCAAAAAUGGGUUUAGUUGGUUUAGCAAAUACCUUGGCACUCGAGGGAGAAAAAUACAAUAUUCACACGAAUGUUAUUGUACCAACAGCCGCUUCACGUCUCACCGAAGACAUUCUCCCUCCAGAUUUAUUUACGGCAUUGAAACCGGAAUUAAUCGCACCUGUCGUUGCGUGGCUGUGUCACGAAAAUUGUCCCGAUAAUGGAUCUAUUAUCGAUGCUGCGGCGGGCUGGGCAGGAAAAACUCAUGUGGUCCGUUCAACGGGUUGCAUUCUACGCAAGAAUUUAAACGAAAUGGUAACACCCGAAGCUGUCCGAGAUAAUUGGGAAUCUGUCACCGACAUGUCUGAAGCGAAACACUUGAAUUCUAUUGGAGAAGCAACAGGCGAACUUAUUAACAGUCUCGACAAAAUGAGAGAGGGAAAUAGUGGUGAUGUGAUUAAUAAGCUCGAUUACGAUAAACGGGACAUAAUUCUCUACGCUCUCGGAGUUGGUGCGACUACAAAAGAAUCUUCCGAUAUGCGUUAUCUGUACGAAAACCAUGAAAAUUUCUCAGUAUUGCCAACAUAUUUCAUUACUUUUGGAGUGAGAGGACUUUUAACAUCUUCAAUUUUCGAAAAUGUUCUACCUGGAGUGCAACUUGAUCCAACCAGGAUUCUUCACGGUGAACAAUAUUUGGAGGUUUUUAAACGUUUCCCAACAGAAGGAAAAAUUGAAUCUCGCUUCCGUGUUAAAGAUGUCAUGGAUAAGGGAAAAGGAGCCGUUAUUCUAGUCGAACAGGAAUCCUUCGACGAAAAUGGAGAUAAAUUAACAACAACUCAAAUGUCCGUAUUCGUUAUUGGAGGUGGUGGUUUUAACGGUAAACGAACUUCACCUCACAUUAUUCCAACAUUUGAUCAUCCAAAACGCAAACCGGACAUGUCAGUUCAACAAAAAACUAACAUCGAUCAGGCAGCAUUGUAUAGAUUAAGUGGCGAUUAUAAUCCACUUCAUAUUGAUCCAAUGAUCGCCAGUUUAGCUGGAUAUUCGCAGCCUAUUUUACAUGGAUUAUGCUCACUUGGAUUUUCAACUCGUCACGUGCUUCAUACGUACGCUGGCGGCGAUUCAGAUUUAUUCAAAGCAAUCAAGGUAAGAUUUACAAAGCCAGUUUAUCCAGGACAGACAUUACGUACUGAUAUGUGGCAAGAGGGAAACAGAAUUCACUUCGAGACAACAGUAGUUGAAACUGAAACUCCAGUCAUUACAGGUGCUUAUAUUGACUUGAAACAAGUUCAGCAGCCAACAGUUAUGAAGAAUUUGUGCUCGGCUAAAGUAAAUCUCGAAAGCGAUGGAGUCUUUGAGCAAAUUAAUGAUUAUGUCAAGUCACACACGGAAGAAGUUAAGAAAAUAAAUGGAAUAUUUCACUAUGUAGUGACAUCGAAAGGCGAACCAACAGCCCAAUGGACAAUCGAUUUGAAGAAGGGAGAAGUGUACAGAGGUGAACCCAAAACGAAAGCAGACACAACUCUCACCAUCGAUGAUAAAGAUAUGAUUCAAAUGACGCUUGGAAAGUUAAAUCCUCAAGUCGCAUUCAUGCAAGGAAAGCUCAAAAUAAAAGGCAAUAUUAUGUUGACUCAAAAAUUGAAGACUUUACUCGAUGCUAAUCGACCAAAACUGUAAAUUUAUUCCAGUUCUGCCUCUUUGAUAUAUAUGUUUAUAUAUAUAUUUGUACUAUAUCUGUAAGUAUCAACAAAAUAAUAUGUCGAUAUUUUAUAUCUCUUGAUUUAAAUUCAAAAUUCUUCAAAAACAAGAAGAAAAAAUAAAACUAAAGUUUGAGUGUCAAUGAAUUUGGAUAGAAUUAAAAAAAGUAAACGUAAAUUUAUUUACAAAUUACGAUUUAUCAAGAAAAAAAAAAUAAAAUUGGGAUAAUAUUUAAAUAAUUGACUCCAAUGUUUUUAUUGGGUCAAUUAUAUUAUUAUUAUUUAUUAUUUUACAUUGGAAAAAAGUUAAUGUCAAUUUUGGAACAAUUUUUCCGAAUUGUCUUCCAAUUCUGUAAUAUUUUUAAAUACUAGUCUGAACUUUUCACUCAUUGUGCGAUUAGAAUGCUUAUAGAAAAUAAAUAUUAUGAUUACAAUUCGAGGAUUAAUGGAAAGCUUAUUGACACUUAUCCUUUUGUUUAAUAAACGGAAGAAAAUAUUGAAGCAUAGAAAUCAAUUUUAUGUCAGAAAUUUAAUGGAUGAUCGAGAAUUAUAAAUUAUCGAAUAAUCCAAUUAUCGUUUGUUUAUUAAGGUGUUAUUGCACAUAUAAAGGGGGAAAUUUUUAUACAUAAUGAAAUAAAAGAGUUUUAUAUAUAUAUAAA